AUGGCGGAGCAGGAAGAAGAGGAAGAAUUCGCCAUGAGAACCGCAUCUGGAGAAACCAACGCAGGGAGGAAGAACAUGAUGAACCGGCUCCUAAGCACCUUUGCAUGUCGACCCGGAACCGUCACACCACUACACACCACCAUCCCCAACCCAAACGACACAAACACACCCACCACACCCACCACACCCACCGUACCCACAACCCCAAAGAAAUACACCAUAGCCUACCUCUCCCACAAAAUAGGCCGAACCCAAAAAAGACAAGAAGAAGCAAAGCUCCGAGAACGCCUCAUGGCCCUCCGCCUAGCCGAACCAUCUGCGCCGCAAACCCACCACAUCGAAGACAUCAACAACCCCACAGAAAUCCCCGUACUCAUCCCCAAACCCAAAGCGAAGAGGAGAAAAGACAGCACACAGCCCAACCCACCUUCUCUUGUCCCAAACCUAGAAAGCCGGACGCAGAGUGUUAUUGGUCCGCCCGUUGGUCUUUCGCAGAUGAUUCAGAGGGCGCCGGGGAGUGUUAGGGUGGUUACGCCUUUGCCUGUUUCUGUAACUGUGUCGGAUGUAGAGGUUGAGGUUGAAGGGGUUGAGGAGAGCUCGAGUCUCUCCGACCGAUUGCGGCAAACGCAACUUGAAGAUUUACCUCUGCAACAGGAUGCAGCAAGGGAGAUACGGGAUUUGAUGAUGGCGCUUGAACGGGAUCAAAACCAUCUUAUCACCAAGCCUACGCCGCAUCCGCAUAGCGGCACAGCACCCCACGAUCCCAACACGAACGCACCAGCUAGCCAGAAAGCAGAUGAAUUACCCGCUGGUUUCUCGACUUCAUCACCCCAGGCCAGUGUUUCCCCCCACGAAACUCUUGAACGACACUUCCGCACACAACGCCAAGUCAAUGAGCGUUUCAUCCGUCCCAUUCGUGCGAUAACUUCGCAGUCGAGUAGUCGGACGCUGCCGAGGAGCUAUCGGGUACCGGAGGGGCAUGGUGGAGGGAGGGGUGUGCUGAGGGUUACUAACGCGGUUGUGCAGGGAGAGGAUAUUGGAGGGGUUGGAGAGGGAGAGGGAGAGAGAAAUGAGGGAGGUGAGGCGGAGGAAGAAGGUGUUAAUGAUGCCGGUAAUGGCGGUAGCGGUGCGAGUAGUACCGCUGAGAAUCAGCAAGCUGAUGCGGGGGAGUUGGAGACGGGUGCAGAAGAGAAGGGGGAGAAUUUGCUUCAAAACAACAACAACGGUGAUGAGGAUUGUGGCAAGGAUAUCCCAGAGGCUGGAUGA
Messenger RNA from Alternaria conjuncta, 1266 nucleotides. RefSeq lists its product as uncharacterized. Bases 1 to 1266 code for a protein of 421 amino acids. Lineage: Eukaryota; Fungi; Ascomycota; Dothideomycetes; Pleosporales; Pleosporaceae. The record is from RefSeq and is a predicted model, not a curated record. The transcript has 2 exons.